CCAUCACUGUGGUGGCGUUGCUGUGGUCAUUGGCCGUCGUCUGUAUCUGCUCCGAUCCCUGCAGCUGUUGUGGUAGCCUGUUGGUGCGUCCAGGCAUGCGCGUGCUGCUGUGGCAUGAGCGACGGAGAAGAGAAAGAAGUUGCGAGAGAAAGACAGAAAGAAAGAGAGUGCGUGCUGCACUAGCGACUGUGCUUUUUCUCUGACAGGCGGGUUUAAUGCAUUAACGCACACCGCUGGGGCCGAAUAAGACAUAGACAGCCAGUGUCAAAGACCAAACCCUGAUGGCUGGAUUUGGUUACGCCGAGACCGAUACGUAGUAACGCACCUUUUCUGCCUAACGUUUUACUCUCUGUCAGUUUGGAGACUGCGUUAAGCGCGAACACUCAUUCAGCAGUCAUCCCACAAGCCCCAGAGAGUGGAGCUAAGUAUCCGGAGUGUGCCGUUGUCGUUGUGCAGGUGUCUUGCAUGCUGGCGUUGUGUGUUGGGUUCUUUGCGCUGCAUUGCGUUACGUCGGCGGCUGCUGCUGCUACUGCUAGCGGCGCUGUUACACAAAUAAAACGGCGACGGUGGUGGCGGCGGCGGCGGAGGGGACGGCAGCGAUAGAAACAGCACAACAGUAAUACUGCUAGCAGUCAGCCGUGUUAGUGGUGGUGCGGCAUCAACGACGCUAUCUAAAUAGCGUGUUGUUAUUACGAGGAGCGACUAUUGACGGUGGCCGCCAUCAGGCCCUGUCGCUGUGCUUCACUGUUAUUUAAAGAUACAAACACACACAUAUAUAUGCCCCAUAUUUGUAAAUAUACAUAUAUAUGUAUUAAACCUAUUAGUACCACUGCUAGUGCUGAUGUUGUCUCACGUCGUACGCUAACGACGGAAACAAACUAAUUAGAAGUGCUAUUCGUCAUUAACUAUCUUGAGUCUGGUCUGUUUCGCUAUGUUCGUCUGUCCCUCUGCGGUGACCAACGCUGCACCUGCGCGUGUUAUACGCGAGUAGGGUGUUGUGUAGAGCUCUCUGUGUUAUUACUACGGGUGCGAAGUUGAAGUUGUACUCGUACGCAGUGUUAUUGACACGACGACGACGACUACGACCACGACGCAGGCCAGUUGCCUCGUUAUCCAUCGUCUCUAUUUGUGGCUAUUUAUCCGUAAGUGUUUGCACGUGUCGUCUGUCCAUUUCCGAAAAACAACCGAAACACCAGUGGCAGGGAACAACGACGAAAGACGAUGGUGACGCCAACAACAACAUUUGCCAAUAUCACUUGUCAGCAGCAGCAGCAGCUACAAGUGCUAGUCUGAGGAAAAGCACGGAAUGCCCCUGAGCAUCCAGUCCCAACUAAAAUGACACUGCAGUAGAGACAAACAAGAAGCCAGUUGCCAGCCUCUUAAGACAAAAAGCGACCAGGCAUUAAAAAAAUAACUGAAGGCCGAACAGACACUAAACUCGACGACCUGUACCGUAGAUGUUGUUAACAACAACAACAGCAGCAGCAGCAAAAAGAGGAAAGGGGUCUCAUCAUCAUCUAGUGAACGUGUGGACGCAACGUGAUAGCAGAAAUGAACGGCCAAAUGUGUGCGGUCGGUGUUACACUACCGCUAGCGAAACUCUAUGUUGUACUGAACAGAAUAAAUAGCAUUCAUUGAGAUAUGCAACAGUGUUGUUUCCCCGAAAACAGCGAGUAAACCGGCGUCCAUACGAAAACAAAGCCAACUGCGCACCCAUACCUAUAAUGCCGACAAUCGCUGGCAGCUGUAGCUCGCUCGCGCUGUUCAAUACGUGAAUUGCGUUUAAUGAUUCAAUUCAAUAACACUAAUCAAAUAAGAAAGAGAAGUACUUUGUGGGCGCGAUCAACGACACGUCAGCAAGCGGUAUCUGUAGAUGUUAGCGCAGUAGUAGAACCCCGCUAACAGUUGUACGGAUAGUGGCUGCGCCUUAUCCGAUCGUUCGCUCGUGUUUCUGAAUCAAUCUGUUUAUGCUGUUCGUGCUUGCCUAUCUUUUUUCGUUUUAUUGCCGUGUCCGCGACCGUAGUAUAGUGGGUGGCAGUGAACGUACGUGGAAAUACUACCCAUACACACACAGGUGCCAGCAACGUACUAUAAUGCAUCGAAAAUUUAUCGUCUGGUCGAGCACUGUGCGGGUGGGCAGUGAGUGAGAUAGGAAGGCCGUCUGUGUGUCUGUUUGUGUGAUACAUUCGCUUUAGCUAUACCGUCCUGGUUAUUGAUGAGUGCUGUUUUGCGAGUAAACUAACUGGGGAACUAUUUGGCUAGGCAGGUCGAGAGACAGAAGAUAAGUAAGACACUCACCCGGCCGAGGCUAGCUGCUAUCAGACAGUUCUCGUCCAUCGACGUGUUGAGUAGAGUCGUGUAACAUAGAUAGGAGGAUGGAUGCAUACUAACACUGAAUCACCUAUAAGAGAUCUACGUCGCGCUACAUAUCACGAAUAGUGAAUCUGUUUUCUGCUAACUUGUUUGACUACUUACGCAACUGCCUACGUAAACUUACCCAGGGCUUUGUCUAGUACAGCCCUGCUGCAACCCGUGUCUGUUGUCAUAGCCGCAAAAAGAGCUUGUCGUCGUUGGCAUUGGCGUAGUAUGCUUCUAUUAUUAUUAAUCUGUUAGUAUCAUUGUCACGUCCAUACGAAGGUGACUAGUGAUUGUGGCACCGCUGAAGGGCAGCAACGUCAAUCGAUUCACUGCUUUUUCACAAGCGACAUUGACGCACGUGAAAGUAACGGCAGCCUAGAGCACAGAAGCGGUUUUCUGCCACAUAACAGAUUCGUAUGGAUGUAAAUGGACGAAGAAAAGGAAGAAGACGGCAAAACAACAGCUGUUUCACCCAUUAGGAGCUCAGUGAAUAAGUGGUCAAUCUGAUCACUGUAACUGACGGCCAGUAACUGACGGCCAGUAACUGACGGGUGCCAUAUUUUGUCCUGAGUGUAGUCAGCACAUCGCCAUCAGUGUCAUCAUAAUCGGCAAGCGUAUCGUUAUUCGGAUAAGCCGCGUCAAACGUUUGUCCCCAUAAAUUCGGGGAGCCCGAUCGUGUACUGUACUAAUUAUUAUUAUUAUGAUUUUACUGUUGUUCCCACGACGAAGGUCCAUCCGGAAUCGUAGACACCGCGAGGUCAUGCUCGUGGAUCGGGCGACCAGCAACAACUACGAUAACAAAACUGACUGGUUUUUCUACAAAAACCAAUUGCACAAGAACAACAGCAGUAAAGAGAUAAACCUAACUAAUAUCGCAGUAUAUCACGAUCGCCAUUAUCGUCGCAGCUAUCGAUCCCGUCAUCGCCGGCAUCAGCCAGUAAUGAACGAAUUUUACCAGACCAACAACAAUAUUAGGAUUACUGACAAAGAUUCCAUUGGCCAUUGGCUACAGCGAUUUCUCAUAUUGACCUCGACAAAGACAGUAAGGCCCAAACGCAGCCACAAGUCGAGCCACAACUGUUGUUGACGUUGAUGAAAAGCACGUUUUUCUGCCAUUCAGUGACUGUCAUCCAGUGACCGACUACCGCCUGCCGGGACAGUGCUUCUGAGUGGGCUAAAACUGACUGUCGCCUGCGCGAUCCGCUUCUACUGUACCCGUAAGAGUAAAUAAACGACUCCAUUCUCACGGCCCUCCCCUCAGUACUAUCCCGGCUGCCGUUAUUACUGCGUUGCCGCCACAGUGGACUUGUUUUGGUUGUGGUCCUCCGCGGCUGCAAUGCUGCAGUUCCUGAGAGCGCAUUAGCAUCUGGAACAACAAGUGUCAUACAGACACCAUUUGUCUGCUAAAUAAACUAGCCCCAGUAUCGCUGGUGCGCCGGUCGUUAACUGAGUUUCAAUUUUGCUGCUUGUUAUACUGGUGCGUUCGAUACUUCUUGUACUACCGUUAGUGCCUGUUCUCCCCUGAGACUGUCGCUCUCUCUCACUGGGUCAAAUAACCUGUCCGUCAUCCCCGCAACCCGUACCAGCGAUCCGCGCAAGCCGUCGACUGAACGCUUUAGAGAUGGCCCUAGCCGUCGACUAAGUCAUUCUUGGCUAUUGUUUUUGCUCCCUGUGGCCAGCGGCUGUUCGCUAGUUUGCCGUCGAGUACCGCUUUCUGUCCGAGGAGGAGAUCACCUUUUUCAACGACGCCGACGAGGAGGAGUGCGUCCGCUGAUUCGCUGCGACGGCCACCAUCACCGCCGUCGCGCGCAGCGGCAGCAGCGGUAGAACGAACACUAUUGCAACAACCGUCGCUGCCACAGUCAUUGACUGGCCGUUGAUGCUGCUGUUGUUGUCGGCACUUGGCGACGGACCCACCACGAGACGACGGGACGAGCGCCAACAGCUAUCGCAGCCAUUAGCUGUUGCUACGACUAUUACGGCCAAUACUGCUACUACUACCACCACCACUACUGCUACUACUACUACCACUGCCAGCUAUGACUACAGCAGGCAGUCCCAUCUACAAUCACUGUUCGCUAUUGUUAGAGCUGCUGCCGCUGCUGUGACCAACGCCGUCGCCGCUGAUAUAUGCCUUUUGCUGGCGUCGAAGUCGGACGUUUCGCUGUGGUUGUCGUCUAUUCGACUGUCUGGAUGACCAACGACGACGACGACGACGACGAAAAUUUACAACAGCAGUAGUAGAAGCAGUAACAAGAGCCAGCGACGGCGAAAAAGCUGUACCAAGGCUUGAACAUCUGGGAAAAGACGUCGCUGGUCGCCAGACGUAGCUUGUCCGCUGUCGUUCGUUGGUUCUCCAUUGGAAAAACCGGUCGACCGACCGACCGAUUUAGAGAUCAAACGGCCAGUCAGGUAGCCGGUGCGUAAACCUGAAUGCGUGCGAAUCUUCUCGUUUUGGCGGCAAGCAUCGACCACCAGCGAGAGGAGGAGGAAAUCGUGUCAUGCCAUUUCUUCUCUCGUGGUGCGCCUUCGUAGUCGUCGUUAUCAGUAGUAACAUUAUGAUAAAGAGCUAAGUGCGCGGUUGUGUUUUCCAAAGAAGGUUCUCUUCCCCAUGUUCCUGUAGCUCUCCCCUCUCUGCCUUCCACUGUCUGUUGGGAUACGACGACUGCAACGGACGACAACGAAAGCGAGCAGCAUACUGGAUGAUCGAAAGGCUGCUUGUCAACAGCUAACUUCAGCGGCGCCGACCUAUACUUCGUGCUAUGCUGAGAGACGGAAGGGGCAGAGGUAAACAUUUUCGGAAAUCAAAUCGAAGCGGUUACUUAAGUGAUGAUAGUACGUUGAGGUUAAGGUUACACAAUACAACCAGCAAAUAGAACAAGUCGAAAUUGUUUGCACAUUUGAAAAGGCGCUACUUGCGACGAUGAUGAUGAUGACGACGACGAUAACACCGGCGGCGAUAAUUAUGGCAAAUUAGCGAAAUGGUGAAGUGUCUUUGUGACUGUAUACCGGCCCUUGGAUAUAGCAGCACCUCAGAUUACUUCGAUACAGCUUACGACCGAAUAUCGACAAUUAGAUCACGUACACGUGGAUCUAGUUCUUUCACCUAUAGUGCGAGACUGUGUUUCCGAGAACGCUCGGUCACUGACUUCAUUCGAUGGUCUGCCAAAAGUUUGUUACUUCACGUGCGUCGUACAGUUUACUUGGCAGAUAAACAGGUAGCGUUAAAAAUCAAAGUAAUACCGAAGGGUCCCCAAUCGAUCGCCAUUAUCGCUACGUGCAUCACAGAGCUGGGGAAUGAAAAACAACUGACGUGCAGGUACAAACGAAUCUGAGCCGUGGAGCAUGUGUCUACGUCCUAACUGGCCACGCUACUUGGCCCGACUCUCUUCCGUAGACCCGCCGCCUUCUGAUAAUUACGACGACGACAACAGCAGUAGCAAGCAGUUGCAUCAUUAUCAACAGGAUAAACGUACGUAUCCGAACGACGCUAACCGGAUAGGUCUACGUCGCCGACGGCGCAGUCCGUGUAUUCGAAAUUGCUGUCCAUCAGUUGGUCAUCCCCAUUGCUCGCGGUUGACUGCUUCAUCUGAAGCUUGCAGUCCUUAAUGAGAGUAGUUUUCCAAACCCUUCACAGUACUGGCUCGAAUGGUGAUCAGGCUCUAGGAAGAAGAGUUCACGGGAGUUCCAGGAGUUAGCAGGAAUCUAAAAGUAUCGGUUACUCUUCGCUUGCGAACAGUAGUAGAAGUAACGUGGUUACUCCAUAUCAGAAGAGGGUGGAGCGAGCGCUACUGUGAAAUUGUUGUGUAAUGUGAGCAACUGUUGUUACCUUUCAGUUAAGAAUGAUUAAUAAUUUAAGUUAGAGGUUUUUUUUUUAUAGCCGCACGCACAUCUAUCGUGAGUCGUCGAGGCAGUAAAAGGUGAACGUGCACCGAAAAUAUAUAUUUAUCGAAUUCAUCGGAAGCAACAAAGGAAUACGCGAGGGCUACGUGGUUAAGUGUUGUGUCGUUGAGCGGUGUGUACCGAGCUAAAAGCUGUGAAGCAGAAGCACAGCCAAAGCUGUAGCGUUGAUAUAUAUUCGAUUUGUGUAAAAAUAGUCACAGCUGAAUAUCUAGUGAGUAACAGUCGUCGACCAGUGAUAAAUAUGGCGGCCGCCCCAAGAAAGUUCAUAGAAAAAAUCGCUCUCCAUACACAGAAACAGGCUGAGGAAACAGCCGCUUUCGAGCAGAUCUUAAGGGAGACGAAGGCUGCCGUCUCUGCCGGAGUCAGUGCGAAAACAGGCGUAGCCGACUCGGGCGGGGGGUCAUCUGGCUCCGGAGGAUCAGGCGGACCUCUUUUGAAUAUUCCUGAGCCCCGAGGGCUGGGGGCAUUCCGUGGUGGUUCACUACCGAAUGUCGCUCAAGGCACCACUGGCCAAGGCGGUCUACAAGGAGCCCGACGCAACGGGCCCGUUGGUGAAGACUCGCAGAUCGAUCUUGCCGAUGCCCUCAACAGCCUUGAAAGCAUGAAACGUGGGGAUGUCAGCCCCGGCCGGGGAAGGGCUCAUCAUCGGCAGCGAGCUGCGACUGCCAGCUCACACCAACGGUAUGACGUGUCACCGUACUCAUCGUCCAAUUACCUGCCUCUUCCGCACGAUUCCAAUUGGCGGAGAACAAACUCGGACUCCGCAAUCAACCAAAGUCCUUUGAGGGAUGCCAACUUUCAUCAGACGACCACUUCGCCAUCGCAUCGAAGAAGUACAGUGAACUCGUGUUCACAGUCGGAAGUCAUGCAACAGUUGGGUCUCUACCCCGACGACCAGACUCCAUGUCGACCGCGUUCGGCCGAAGCUGAUACUCGGGGUCCCAUGGGCCAUGUCCAGAUCCCAAGUCUGGCUCAUCUCUCACCGCCGCCUACCAGCGCAGCGCCUGGUGGAAUGGCAUUGGGUCAUUCCGGUUCUCUACCCGACCUAACCAAUCUCCAUUUUGCUACACACGGUCCACUCAGCACAAUCGUUGAUGGUGUCCACCCAGUAUCGAGCCACGUGUCCGGCGUAACGAGCCUCGACGGCUCUCCUGAGAGCGUAUAUAGCGACUACCACGAUUUCCACGAUUGUCAGGGCUCGCCAGUCCAUCAGCCAAUGAUAGCAUUAAUAGGACCAACCGCUGGCGGACCAUCAGUGUCCACAAGUGUUGUUGGUUCCUGUAGCGCGGUUCCUGAUGGCGCUAGCCAACAACAACAGCAACAACAGCAAAAACAGCAACAACAACAGCCACUGCACAAUGGUAACAAGUCAAAUUGUACAGCUGCAGGCCAAUUGGCGAACCCGCAGGUAUCACCGCCCAGGAUUACCGUUGAGGGCUUAACGUUGGACACGAUAGCGUUAUCUCUGAAUGGCGUCGCUGGCGGGAGUAAUGCACCCGGUUAUGGGACGACCCCGUACUCGCCGGAAGGGUCCCCAUGCUCACCUUUGGCCUCUUCGCCACCAUCACCCUUAGGGGGACAAUCCCCCAGCCAAGGAAUUGGAGUCGUUUCUAAUACUAGCCACACUCAAAUGAAUCAUACAUCCCAUGACCCGUCGAACCCUGCUCGACAGGGAAGUGGUUCACCCCAACCCCCGCCGACGGGCGCCAAUGGACCCCACAGUCAACAUCACAAUGCACAAUCACUCAACAAUCACGUUUCCCAAAUAUUCCCUCUACUCAGACAUCGGCGCCAAGCACAAUACCAUCAGGCACAAUCGCUUCGACGUCAAUGGCUGCUUCAGUCGACCCAGGCGCCAUCUUCAUCCAAGAGGCACUACUAUAUGUCCCCAAUGUCCAAUAAUGCGAGCGCUAUGGCGGCCGGUACAGGUAACGGCAACUUCCGAAUAGUUCAGCAGCAGCCUCACUCCCUGCCCACAAGGGUUCUGCACCAGGUGGCAUUGAAUGGUGGAAGCAAUUCCAUUUAUGACGCGUAUUAUAAUCUCGUCGAGUUGAAUAAAUUGAGUCAGGCAGACCAAACGAUGACUCAGACGACAGACGGCCUUCAGGGCUAUUACAAUGGCCUUGCCAGUGGAUUACAGAGUCCAGGAUCUGCGGGGAUUCCCGAAAUUAUUCUUACGGAACCAGGGGCUUUGUUAGAUGAGUGUAGUAAUAACUCUUUGAAGGUGUUGUCGUCCUCGGUUGGCAGCGGAGGUCAGUACUUCACUCCUUCCCCCUCACCAACUGGAUCUCCUUUGCCUUUAUCUCCGCAUCAUGAAAUGCAUUCAUCCCUUAGCAGCGGCCAGGGUGGAGGUGUGCCCCCUGGUGGUGGUAUUCUACAGCCGGUUGACGUGCCCAUGCCAAAUUCGAACAUCAACGAUACUAUGCUCGGCUUUGAUGACCUUUUCCCGGGCGAUCAAUAUGACUUAGAAAAUCUUCAGCUACUACCUGAGCAGGAGGCCGCGAUCAUGGCAGCUGUAGGGGGUGCCCACGGCUUCACGGCGUCCUAGGGAAGCCUGAACGAAAAGCCCAAACUAAGUCAUAUCACUGUCGUCACUAAACAACGGCAGCAACGACAACACGAACGUGGGUACCAGAAACAUCAACAUCAAAGUUCAAUCACUAUGACUUGUACGCUUUGUACACAGGAGAAAAUGCCUAGGAAAGACAAAAAAAGGUAAAUCGUGGAAGGUUAUAUUAGUUAGGAAGAGCAGUAGACAAAUGAUUUCGAUGUCAACGACGGCAGAUGGACAAGAACGAAAAACAUAUAAGACUGUCUGUUGGACAGGAACAAGUGGUAAGGGCAACUACAGAAUUAACGGAAACAGCUGUUGUCGUGAACUGCUCAACAAUCACGGAAUCGUAUUGUUAAAGAGAAAGAAGGAAACAAAUUGCGGGCCUAGAAUGGUAGAAUAUGGGUGGCUCUCAUUUGUGCGGAAUGACGUUAUGUGCUAGUGUUUGAUUAUCAGUAAGAGGAUAUGGAAAACGAAAACGGUAAUAGACUAUUUUAAAGCAAGCAAACGUAUAAAAUUGUGGGACUUCGACCCGUAAUCUACUGAUCGCAUUUUGGUCUGUGCUAGAGCUGUACGAAGGGUAGUGCAGAUGUACAGGUGUUUAUCCUGUAAAUCCUAAUCGCGACAGGGGUCCUUCGUGGACAAUUAACAACGCAUGAAAAUAUUCUCAGCUGCGGAACGGAUGUUGACGCCUGGAAUGUGGUAGCAACAACUAGGUCGAAGCAAACUAACCUUUUCCGCUGCGAUUAACAAGAGAUUCCUUACCUAUUUUUGCUAGCUCACGAGCUACUGCUAGCUAAUAUUCAGUUAACGUCCAAGUCAUAGAUAAAGCUUUAAUGGGGCGCAACCAGACGGACCAGUGAAAUGGAGGCGAUUGUCGCUAAAAUAUCGAAUGCAGACAUUGAGCUAAUUACUCAGAUGAAUGUGAGUGAAUGAAAAAGAAGGUAAACUGAAGCUAGGCGAGAGUCUCAAGUACUUCUAAAAGCAACGUUGAUAAAACCUUGGUAGCUCCUUGUCUUUAAGUGUACAGAACAAACACUAGAGUCGUCACCAAAAAAACCGGAGAAAAGAUUGUCUUCACAGUAUAAAAUCUUACUAAACUGGAGCCGUCGGGGGCCUCGUUUGGAUCGCUGUGCUCCGUUGUACAUGCGCAAAUCCGUGCAUAAAGUAUCCAUCUUGUAAUUUACGUGACUUUCAUACACUAUCGCGGUUUACGCUGAGAUUAAUCUCUCGUUAGGACGCUUAAAAAAUCAAUCUCAACGUGCUAGUUAGCAUAUGAUUUGCAACAGUAAUAGCAAUCAAAGUAUUUGCCUAUCCUGUAUCUGUUUGCGAGCUGAUUACUCAUCUUUUCUUGUAAGGAAACCACGACGCACGCACGUAUCUUCAAAGCUCAUCAAUUGGAUAUUUCCUUAUAUUAACAAGAUUGCGCUACGGAAGAAGGAAAGAUUGAAUGCAUUAUGGAACAGAAACAGCUUUCGCUGUAUCUCAUGACUGUCAUAUUGAAACAGGAGCGAACGUACUUAAAACCAUAGGCACGAGUAACGAUGGGGUUCGAUUCGAUGAAGCGGUAAAUCGCCGUAAGUCCAGAAUGAAUAUUUUUACGUAUCUUAAAUAAUUGGCAUAUCGUAUUCGGUCUCAAUAUAUGCUUGUGUAUAGAUGUUUGCUGAUGAUUUACCGUCUGAACUGCUCUGCUGCCGCGUUCCAAGCGUCAGACAAUCAGGCUCGAAUAAACAUUGAUCCACAGAAUAUUACAUUAAUAGAGGUACGCAAUAUAUAUAUAUUACUUCUUCUCAUGCUUAGACGAUAUUUCAGGUCCUGCAGCUCGUCAUGGAUACAAUAUAUUCUUUUUUAGAUUUAAUAACCUUUGCUUACGAGUCCGUGUUCCCUAAGAAAAGUAGUUUAGUGCUAAUGAUAAUGAUAUAUAUCCUCAGUCGGUUGUACGUGCUGAAAGACCGGCAGUGGUAAUGCUAACGAUUGUGCUGACUAUAGAAUUCACCAAAACAACAGAAAUUACCCAAUCGAUGAAUAAAAAAAUUAACAAUGAUAGUCUGUAACGAUCGCGAUCUUCACAGCAUGAACCACUCCAACUACAAACACACGUGAAAACACACAAAAAAGAAAAUAUUCGGCUACCUUUUUUGAGAUGGAGUGCGAGAUAUCUGCCAGUUUUUUAGGGGAAAAGUAGAGUGAGGGACAAGUGACGCAAAGCCAAUGUCUAAGCGAUGACCGGUGAAAAAUAUCUAUCGACAAUAUUAAUGAAGAAUAUUUUCAAACCGUUGUAAUACAAUGAUUAAACAAGGAAAUGCUAUAUUACACUGGUAUGUACUCAGCCUUAAUUUGAUGAUAAUAAGAAAAUUUUCGUUUUAAAACCAAAGAGAUGAUGUCUAAUAUUGAGUUACACUUUGUCAGAUACGUGUAUUGGAUUGCGAAAACAAGGUGCAUUUACUGUAAAAUUUAGUUGUUUUUCGGCCGGCUUUUAUUUAUUCGAAAAGAUAGCUAAUAUGAAAUUGCUGCACCUUCGGCGUUAAACUUAAAGCAUGAGAGUUCACGUUUGAAAAAAUGUUUCAAGUUCUCGCCUUUAUUGGUGUUCUGCUGUGUCGUAGUAUAUCGAAUUGGACUGCUGCUGCUGCUAAAGAGGAGCGUUUCGCAUCGCGCAGCUUCAAGGCGAACGACUAGACACAAAAACGCUUAAAAUCGUGAUACUGCUGAGCCAAUGAAAAUAAAUAAUACAACAUGUUCAUAGUAAUGAAGCCGCUUGUUGCUGACUCGGUAACGGGAAUUGUUAUCUCCUCUUUCUCUACACUCUAUUUAUAAUGCAAGGACGAUGUAACAAUAACGAUGAUAACGUAGUAAAAUAUAGGAGAUAUGAUAAACAUACCUAUUAGAUAAAAUAACGAUACGUUUCAUCAUUUUUGAUAGAAUCCGAAUUUUCGCCACAGUAAUCCGGACAAAACCUACCAAUCCUACUCCUUGAUGAAACAUUUUCACUUCGCCUACUUAUUAUCGAUUAUCAAAAUGAAAAUAUUAAUAGAUCAUCACCCGAUCAACGUAUCACUGUUGCAAUGUGCAACUAUCAAAAAAAAAACAAUGCAGCAACGCAUAUAUCAAUCACGACCUUGUGAGUUCUACUCGUGCCUGAUCUGCGCAUCUCUACGACUCGAUCCAUAUAGAAUAUCGGUAAAAUUGGAUCGAUGCAUAAGUAUUGUCCGUUUUCCUUUACAACUUUCUUAUCUUCUGUAUUUUUAUUUACCGGCGAUCAAUGGCUAUGGGCCGUUAAAACGGAAUAAGCAAAAUAGAAAAACAGCCAUCAACCUAAUAUUUGUACAUAAUGUAUCCAUGCUCACGUCUGUUACCGCACUCACCGCAUUUGAUAGCAACAACGGUAACAACGACAAUCUAACGAGUAGUAACGGUAUAACAAUGUUUCUUGAAAAUACGACAAAAAAUGCUGAUGAUGAAAAAUGGCCACGGCAAACACACAACCUUGCAAGGGGGUGAACAUGAUUCGGACGAUGUGCUAUCCGAGUGUGAUAAACAAUCAUUGCUUUACUGUAAUAAUAGAUCCUGUGUUAUCUUUUGUUGCUGAAGAUCGCCAACAAUUCGUUGGAAUUAAAAUUAACUUAAAACUAUAUUAGUCACCUAGUUGCGCCACCUAGCAUUGAAUGCUUGCCCCCUUCCAAAGUGUUUCGCUUGCCUCUGGGUAUCACAUUUACUUGAAUCAUGACCACAUCGCAUGAACGUAUAUCGCCGACAUACUGAACGUAAAAAUGAUAGAGAUCAUGUUGCGGAGCUAAAUAUAAUGAUGAUAGAUUGACGGUAACCAAUACUAGUAACUGAUGAUGUCGUCGCGCUGUUCAAGGGGAUCGUGCGAGGCUGAUAACGCGCCAUGUGGAAAAAGCUGCAUGCAAUGUAUUGGGCAGGACUUGUUAAGGUCAAGGAACAAAGCUAUAGUAAUAUAAGCAGAAGACAUGUGAAGUCAAAUUAAAUGAUAACGAUCAUGUAAACAUGAGCUUUCUCCUGUGCAAUGAUAGUCUAUAUUUCUACCGGAUACAUAUUAUCAUAUGUUGUCAAUAGAUAUGGAGUAUAUAUAUACACACAGAUAUAUAUGUCUAUAAGAAAGACAUCAAGGUGAUGAUUGAUUACCGAUGGUUAUUCAUUUGACAUUGAUCGAUCAUAUUAUGGCCGUGACUAACACGACAGCACUUGCUUAUUAUUGCAUCUUGUACGAAAACCCAGUGCUCUUCCGAUCUUACGAUGACAAUAACAGCAAAUUUUCUCUCCCUCCCUCCUUUUAUAUAUAUAUAUACACGCCCAUAUAAAUAGAUCAUCCGUUAUACAUCUAUAGAGAAGCAUAGUGAAGCAACUUAAUUAGAAAACUGUUCAAUGAUAACUGUAAUGAUCCAUAUAGUGAAAGAGUUUGAUAUUUUGCCUCCGGUCACGGCAAUCGUCCUCUGUAUCAACGUGUGAUUCUUUGUGGUCCUUUUUUGGUUCACUUGUUUAAAACUCAUGAUGCUGAAGAAUGUAAGGCGGAAGCGAAAAGAUAAUCGCUCUAUUACAAUGAUGUCGUGUAUAUGCCAGUCUGAUAUAUAUAUAUAUAUAUAUAAGAGACGGUGCGCUGGUGCGCCGCAGACAGUGGUAAAUAGUUCUUCAUCAAACUAAUUGCUGAGCAACGUACAUAUUAACAUACGAUUAUUAUAUGACACAGCAGAAAUCAUGCGAUAUAUAUAUAUAUAUAUAAAUCUAAGUUAAUUCGACUUCAUUGUAUUCUACCAUUAAGUAAAAAAACACUAAUGUAUUGUUUCCUAGUGAACUACCUUUAUCAUUACUAUAGUUUUUAUUGAAUUGCAACUCCAAUGAAAAAGAAAGCCAAGGCUCUUGCCACUGUUCUACUGUUGUUAUUAAUGACAUGUAGAUAGCAUCGGAUAAGAUGUUAUCAAAAUGCCGAUAAAAACUAUUAUCAGGCACCUGAUAAUGAUGAUGUUCAUGUUGAGGCUAUGUGUAUCUGAUUGAAUACAGAGAUCGAAUGUAAAUGUUCAUUUGAAGUUCAGUUCAAUUGCCGCUGUCUAAUGUGUGGGACAUCUAUCAGAUGGCACUAGAUUCUCGUCUCUAGUGCACUUCGGUAGAUGUGACUCGUAGAGUGUUGUGCAAUGGAAACUUGUCGCAAAACGUGCACGACCCUGUUAUAUGUCCAACAUUGUAUUGUCCGCCUGCUGGCGCUUGUUUUCGUCAUAUGGCCGAUCAAUUGAUCUGUUACCGGAAUAAGAUGCAAGUUAUACGGGCGGUAUUCCAGGUCAUUCCCGUUUACCCUGUUCGAGGUCCGCUCGCGUACGGCAGUGGAAUCCUUAGUAAUUGCGGCCAUUUUCCGCUCCCGUAAUGGCUCUAAUGGAGGCUUCCGAUGGCACCUUACACACACACAAGUAAGUAUUCAAUGCGACAGGGCUCGACUCUGCCAUAUACUUAAGCAUUGGGAAUAGCGUAGACUAGCACUUGUAACUAGCUGUUAAAGUUACAGUUCUUUGUUUUGAGUUAAUUACAGCUCGAAUUCUAACACCCCAGCAAACUGCCGAACCCCAUAGAUAAAGGUCCAAUUGAGGUGUAUUCAUUGUUAGCUGUAUGGUAAAGGUUGAAUUCGUAUCGCAAAAUAAUGGUAAGAUUCAGGCAAGGUUCUCUGAAGGUCUAUGGGUAAUCCAUUAAUGUAAAAUCUGACAUGUAAAAUGCCCAACAGGAAGACAAAAAAAAAGAAGAAAGCGUCGAGAAUAUUAAGUAAUCAUGGACAGCACCAAUAAAACACAGCCUGCUUUCGAGGGCAGCGAGAAAGCAAGCAAGGUGCACAAACAAACGCUUAUAUUUAAAAUUUCGGUUAUUCGAUACAGCUUCAACGUGGGUAGGUCUAAAGUCAUAUGACAAAAACAUUAGAAAAAGGCUUUUACAAUCACCUAUAACUAACACAAAAAGCUGUACAGCAAAAAACGAAAAUGGUUACGAUCUUGCAGCAAUUCUAAAAAUGCUGGCAUUUUUCCGGUAGUGGCGCCAUCAAUACCGUUAUUCACUGUGGCUUAUUGCAACAAACAGAUUUUGUAUUUUGGCCGACAUUGUAAAAAAAUUCAUUAUGCUAACCUAGUUCGGAUGAGAUUUAUGGAAUUUAUACCUAGUCCCAAAUAUUUUCCACAUUUAAGAUUAGACUGAGCUGCACUAAGGUUGUUUCCCGCUCACAUUACCCUGCAUCGCUACUAGGCCCCACUGUUUAAGAAACACGACUGUAAUGAUUAGGGCUUUCGGUGCAAGUUUAACAAACUAUUAUACCAUUGAAUUAUUAUGUUAGUCGCAGCGACAAUAAAAUAAAAACCUCGAUAAGAAUCAUUGUUUUUAGAAAUUUUUAGAAUAAUACUAAUAGUAAUAGCGCUGAUUGUUACUACCCGAAACGAUGUUUGACUCUUUAUUACGAUUACUUGGUUCUUAUUAUUAUAUAUUGGAGUUCUUUAUUGCAGUUAAUUAGAACUUCAUGUUUAGCGUUAUUAACACGAUACUGUUUUUACCGCGUUGUUGGUAUUGCCUUUUGAUUGCUAUACGUACCUAUUCAUCAUGGUGGACACACCAUCUUGUUAUACAACAUAAGAUGAAGCUGGAGAAUUAGCGAUUAAUUAAUAUCGCAAUAUAAAACGAGAGGGUUAUUAUAGCUAUAUUAUAUUAUUAAAAUGAACGCUACUAAAUGGUCAUCAUGAGAACAGUGAAAUAAUAAAAACAAUAAUACAGAGAAGAAAAAUAUAAACACCGGUGAAAAAACUAGUAACGCUAGAAAAUCUUGCUAAACUUGAUGCCACUAACAUGCUUGUAUUAUGUAACUGUUGAUUAAAAUUUUUACUUUUCAGUACCGAAUCAAGGCUAUUUUUUGCUGCGCUAUUCCCAGACUAGUUAAAAAAAUGAAACCGAUCUAAAGUAGCUCACACAGCCCAUUCGUUGCAAUUUCGGUGAUCAGAAACAGAGCACGUACUCGUACCAGCAACAAAAAUAUAACUGAAAAAAAACAGAAUAUACGCAUUUACUAAUAGUAACGGCAUAUGGACUUCUCCUUAGCCUUGACGGCUACAGAAACACUUAGACCUUCUUGAAUAAGGCAAAUUUCCAACAAGCAUAUCAGCAUUAAAAAAAACAGCCUAGUGAAGAGAAUAAUAGACCUCUAGGUGGUGAUGUUGUAAACAUGCGCUACACAAAUCAUCUCCAAACCAAUUUUAUUAAAACACUGCCUAGAUCGCAAAGCUGAAGGCGGUGAACUAACGGAAAAGACCGAACAUAUUGCGUUCUUGUGUGAACAAAAUUAAAAGAACAACCAGUCGAUGACCGUAUUAGAGCCAAGGACCAUGCCUUCCUUGUUGGUGGGUAGAAAAAACGCAGCCUAAUAUGAACUGAUAGGUGAUGAUGUUGACAAUGAUAAUGCUGUAGAUAAUAGGAGGAAGACCAUAACGGGAAAGCAGAGUGUCGGGCGCACGUUAUCUGUGCAAGUGAGGGAGAUUAAUUAGGAAAAAAAGCUGAAUAGAUAAGUGAAUAUCGAAAAGAGAGGCAUUAGGAAAAAGAUCGAUAGAUGACAACAGAAAUUUGUUGAUAUUAAUUGAAUUAUAAUUAUGAAUUAUAAUUACUAUUAGAUAAAAGAAAAACGUAUGCCUGUUGUUUGUGACUGACCAUUGAAACGCUUAAUUGAUUGAUUAACUACGGCAAGAACAUUGAGACGUGAAUAAUAAUAGAGACAAGUCGUUCGAGGCGUUAGUUAAUGGAGGACAAAAAUGAUCCUUUAAGAUGAGUGUGUCGGUUAUGGAUUGUUACUCCCUUUUGAGUCGCUGUCACCAACCGCUAAUUAUAAGCAAAUACAUACACUCAUAUGGAAACAUAUAUAAGAAUAUAGUUAUAUAUAUAUAUAUAUAAGACAUGACAAUUAUACAUAUUAUGGUUAAUAAAGUGAUGGUAAACGCUAUAUAUAUAUAUUAAACGUACGAUAUUGAAGAAGAUCAUAAUGAUUACGACAAGUUGCUAUUGUAAAUACAUUGUUUACUCUGUACAUACUAAAUACAAGAUAUAUAUGUAGUGUUUUAUCGACAACAACAACAAAAAUGAGUCUAUAUAAACAUAUUUCUCUGUUACGGCAUAAAUCUCUGUUAA
Messenger RNA from Varroa destructor (honeybee mite), 16963 nucleotides. RefSeq lists its product as uncharacterized. Gene Ontology annotation, cellular component: cytoplasm; nucleus. NCBI's taxonomy places the organism in Eukaryota, Metazoa, Arthropoda, Arachnida, Mesostigmata, Varroidae. Gene Ontology annotation, molecular function: cAMP response element binding protein binding. The record is from RefSeq and is a predicted model, not a curated record. Gene Ontology annotation, biological process: positive regulation of transcription by RNA polymerase II; protein homotetramerization.